Molecule: messenger RNA, 853 nt
Organism: Gossypium raimondii (Peruvian cotton)
Lineage: Eukaryota; Viridiplantae; Streptophyta; Magnoliopsida; Malvales; Malvaceae
Exons: 2
Coding region: 102-458 (118 amino acids)
Source: RefSeq, a predicted model, not a curated record
UACCCACCAUCACUGCCAACAAUUCGUGACACCAGUUUCAAGCUUUCUUAUUACCUUCCCUCCAUUCUUCUGUAAGUUCAUUAAUUGUUGCUUGGGAGAAAAUGGGACCAGGUGGGCCAGGAGGGCCACCGGGGCCAGGUGGACCAGGAGGGUCUCCAGGGCCAGGAGGACCAGGAGGGCCUCCAGGAUGGGGCGGUCCUGCACCCGGACCAGGAGGGCCACCGGGAUGGGGCGGUCCUCCACCCGGACCAGGAGGGCCACCGGGGUGGGGCGGUCCUCCACCCGGACCAGGGGGACCACCGGGGUGGGGCGGCCCUCCGGUCGGACCAGGGUUUUUUGGUGGCUUCUGUGAUGUAAUUGGUGCUUGUGUCAACUUCCUGUGCUGCUGCUGGCUGUUUCGAGACUGUUUUGGUGGUCCAAUGGGUCCUCCUGGGCCACCUGGACCUCCACCACCAUAGUUAGAUGCUUUCUUGCUCCUUCAUAAAGAGACCUCCUAUCUGGGUUUAAACUUGCUAUCUAAUUACAAUAUUUAUGUAAGAAUUGUUUGCUUUUUAGUAGUAGAAAUUAAUAUGAAUGAAAUCUGUUGAGCGCUUAUUUUUCAGUCUGCGAUUCAUCCAUAAAUAUAUAAGGCACAGUCCAUUGAUGUGAUGUGUUAAACAUAGAUAAAUUACAUGAUAAAUGCUCUAGCAAAGGCUUGCCAAAUUAUGGGUGAACUAUUGGGGAGCUAACCAGCCUCGCCAACUAGGACGAGUGGGGAGCACACGCGUGGGGCGAACAUGACUUACGUAGCGUGUUGUGUAUUAUUUGUAUAACAAAAUCAUUCUCAAUAAAUUGAUCUUUAAAUCUUGGUUUU